This is a messenger RNA of Pollicipes pollicipes, 713 nucleotides long. Its product is annotated as ATP synthase subunit d, mitochondrial. The record is from RefSeq and is a predicted model, not a curated record. Gene Ontology annotation, biological process: proton motive force-driven ATP synthesis. Gene Ontology annotation, molecular function: proton transmembrane transporter activity. Bases 99 to 608 code for a protein of 169 amino acids. The transcript has 4 exons. Lineage: Eukaryota; Metazoa; Arthropoda; Thecostraca; Pollicipedomorpha; Pollicipedidae.
GUUUGAGGCAAUCCUCUGGGUCUCGAACGGGCGGUCCCUGGUUACAAGUCACAGCCGGGCACGGGGGGCAAAAGGAUUCUCCCCUUCAAAAUAUAGCUAUGGCGACCAAGCGCAUUGCAAAAUCUUCCAUUGACUGGGCUGCAUUUGCCAAGAGGGUUCCAGAAGGCCAGAAAUCUAUGUAUCUGCAGUUCAAGGCGAAGUCGGACGGUUAUCUUCGUCGGGUACUGGCCCAGCCAGAGAACAUGCCUGCGUUAGAUUGGGCACAGUACUCGUCCCGUCUGGGUACCGCAGGCAUGGUGGACCAGUUCAAGAAGCAGAUGGAAGGCCUGAAGAUCCCCUAUCCUGAGGACAAGGUCUCCCCACAGAUUGACAGCCAGGCAAAGGAAGCGGAGCAGCAGGUGCGCAAGUUCACGACGGACUCGAACGCACGCAUCGACGGCUACAAGGCUGAACUGGCCAAGUGGGACACGGUGCCGGCCUUCGACCAGAUGACCAUGGAGGAGUUCCGCGAGCACUUCCCCGACCUCGCGCUGGACCCCGUGAACCGGCCCACGUACUGGCCGCACACGCCCGAGGCCCAGCUGCCGGACGAGCCGGCCGAGCACUGACCGACGCGACCGUGACGUCAUCACUGACGUCACCGCUACCGGCCAGACUGUAACAUGAGAAUGUAGAAUACAUAUGCGCGUGGAGGGAUACGCAGCGGUGUGUCA